UUGUAAGCGAGUGCUCCUAAGUUUAGUUUUGGGUGUUCAUUCGAAAAAUGUAUGAUCGUUGUUGGAUCUGUCGGCAACAAAAGACCACUGGCUUGGGUUUGUUGUCGCAAAUUGGCAAGCAAAAUACGAUUUCCGAGAUAAUUAAAGCUGUCGUCGGUAUCAAGUUGGAUGAUUACGUUGAAAUUGACCGCCUUGUUUGCAGUCCCUGUGUCGAUCAGUUAAAUAAAACCUAUAAACUUUGGAGACAAUGUAGGAAGUCUCAACUGCAGCAAAAAUGUGCUGAAGGCGAAGAAGACGAACAAUAUUUCUGCCGACUAUGUGCGAAACACGACGUCGAUGAGUUAAUCGCAUUAGCUUGUGUUUGCGAUACUUGGAGUAUGAAGGUCAGCGAUAUGGUUGAGUUUUUGUCCGGGGUAGUCAUUAAAAGUGACGAUAGAUUAUCGCCGUACAUAUGUGACGAUUGUCUACAAUUCGUAAAUAAGGGUUGUAUGUUCAAGCAGAAGUGCUUGGAAGCGGAAUUGUCAUUUCUUAGUCACGUUGCGCGUAAAUGGGAUAUGAUGAAAUUCAAGGAUGGCAGGAGCAAUGACCUAGUCGUUGACUUGUAUACCACUGCUCUUCCGCGCUGGAAUACACAAGAGGGUAAUAUUACCCACACUUAUUGUAUGAUAUGCAGUUUGGAAACUCCAUUUCAUCUAUUCUCAAACACAUGCAACGGAUGCCGUUUGGAGUACAAGAAUUUUGAUGACAUUAUCAACAGUAAAAAUAUACCUAUAGAAAUAGCCCAGCUUGAAACAGAUUCAAAUUCGAAUGUGGAUGAAAUGGAAUCCGAUUGUUCGAUAGAUGAAGAGCCCAGUGCUGUCAGUUUAUCUCCUAAAAAGAAUCGUGCUGCGGAGGUUAAUCAUAACAAGCAUGCCAAACCACCUCCAGAUAUCAAAAAUUGCUUCGAAGUUGUUGAAAAUAUAGAUGCCAUGUACCAAAGAGUCCGUCGUAAGGGACCAAUGUGUUGCGGUUGCAAAAUUUUUUUUCUAUCCUACGCUGAGUUGGAGCGGCACCGCGAAAUGUAUCAUGUUGAAAUGCUCGCUGAGGCGGAAUCUUGUUUCGCUUGCGAAGGUUGUGGGAGGUUGUUCCGUACCAAAGGUAACCUUAGGACUCACGUGGCAAAGUCAGAACAAGACACAUUUUACUACUGCAUAAUUUGCGAAAAACUUUUUUUUGACAACUAUAAUUUUAAACUACACAAAGCAGCAAUACAUGCAAACGGUAUUGCUGAUAGUGCGGAAAUUCUCGAUAAGUUUAAAACGAAGACGGUUUUGCGAUACAAAUGUAAGAUGAGCGACUGCAGGAAACUAGAGAAAACCGCUGCAAAAUUCCAAAAGCAUUACUCUGACCGUCAUGAAUUAGAGCUCGAUAAAGAGGAGCUUAUCAAUGAUCCAUCCUACCGGGCAAGAGUAAAAAUGCAUUAUUGCAAGGUGGAUGGGUGCAAAGUUGUUUCAAUAAGUUUGCCAUUUAUGAUUAGGCACUACUCUGUGUAUCAUUCAACGCAGCCAGAGAAAAACGUCGGAAUUCCGCCUAUGACGAUAGCUGAUCACAAAUCAAGUUUUAAACCGGAAGCUCCAGAUAUUAACCAAUUCACCAUGAUUGAUAGCAUAGAUAACGCAAUAGGUAUUCUAAGAACCGACAGUGAAUUUUGCUGUGGAUGUUUCACAUUUCAUAAAACAGCUGACGAUUUACAACUGCAUGUUUCAGCAGUACAUGAUAAUAAUGCGGAAAAAAAAUUUGCAUUUGUUUGUGAUAAAUGCACUAAAGGGUUCUAUGCUAUGCCCGAAUAUUCAUAUCACAUGUCCGUAUCUAACAAAGGAAUUUACUAUUACUGUCAGCCAUGCGAGCUAUUUCUUUGGGAUAUGCGGGAAGUAACUCGCCACAAAAUGGUCUGUCUUCACCGAGAAACCAUAGACAACAAGAUUCUGUUCGAUACCGUUCCGUGUACAACGUUUGUUUGUUGUGGUUGUAGCGAAAAGUUUGAUCUAGAAGACAAACUUAUUGAGCAUCGCAAAAGCGUUCAUCAUGAUCCACCCAAGCCCAGCAAUCGUUGGAGGAACACGUCGGUUUGCAAUUUCUGUCACAAACACUUCCAGAUGAAAGAAGAACUAGAAAAACAUGAAGCUCAGUUUUCUAAUACAAAUUUAUACAAAUGCAAGGUUGGCCAGUGCAUAUUCGAGACUAGAAAAAUAGCAGUGAUCAAAAAACAUGUUUUCACCCGGACUCAUCUGGACCCCAGCGGCUUAAGUGUUCCCGUUUACAACCCGCAGCCAACAGAAUAUGAAUGUUGUAUUUUUUCUUGUGAUUUCGUUAGCAUGUCCCAUGCUGAUGUAGUCAAACAUGUGACCGAAUGUCAUAAUAAUGCGAAAUCGUAUAAUGCUGUAAGAUACGGCAGCCGAAGAUUUCCCUGUGAAGCUUGCAGCAAGGGGUAUGAUACCUGGUACCAGCUACUGAACCAUAUAAGCAAAAGGCCUACAGUAAUUUGCAAAUUUUGCGGCAGAAAUAUGCCGAAAGCAGAACUGGUUAUUCAUCAACCAGACUGUCCUAAGAAAAUUGAAGUCGGUUGUGAUGUAUGCGGUAAACAGUUUGAAGCAGAAAGACUUAUGAAAGUGCAUAAGAAAAAUUAUCACAAAAAUGCUCGUAAACGAUCAAUGGGUACAGUUUGCAACGUAUGUGGAUUAUUAUUUACGAAUAUUAAGGCUCACAUGCUAACUCACGGUGAUCAGAAGCCGUUCAAAUGCAGUCAAUGCCCGAUGGGUUUUCGAUCGAAGAUAGCACUUGAUAAUCAUGGUGCCGUUCAUACAAAAGAGAAAGCUUUCCUUUGUCGUUAUGAAGGAUGUACCAGUCGCUAUGCUCAUGCUACCGAUCGCUUCCGACAUGAACGACAAGUCCACAUGAAUAUCAUGCCGUUUAGCUGUACUAUGUGUUCAAAAUCUUUUGGACGAGACCGGGAUCUGCGACUACACCAGCGGAUGCACACCGGGCGAAAGCUAUAUCCUUGCGAUAAAUGCAGUGCCAGCUUCGACAAAUUAAUCGACCUUAAGCGGCACGAGUGUGAUGAUGAAUCUUAGAUUUGACUUUUUUUUUCGUUAUGUCGUUCUAACAGUAAUAUGUUAUAAUUUGCAAGCAUAAAUACUAAAACGUUAUAAAUAAAAUGGUAAACACGUAAAAAUUUGUAAAAAAGAGAA
Molecule: messenger RNA, 3227 nt
Organism: Sabethes cyaneus
Lineage: Eukaryota; Metazoa; Arthropoda; Insecta; Diptera; Culicidae
Product: zinc finger protein 865-like
Exons: 5
Coding region: 48-3110 (1020 amino acids)
Biological process (GO): regulation of transcription by RNA polymerase II
Cellular component (GO): nucleus
Molecular function (GO): zinc ion binding; RNA polymerase II transcription regulatory region sequence-specific DNA binding; DNA-binding transcription factor activity, RNA polymerase II-specific
Source: RefSeq, a predicted model, not a curated record